Messenger RNA from Pieris rapae (cabbage white), 1842 nucleotides. RefSeq lists its product as uncharacterized. The transcript has 2 exons. The coding region runs from base 775 to 1815 and encodes 346 amino acids. The record is from RefSeq and is a predicted model, not a curated record. Lineage: Eukaryota; Metazoa; Arthropoda; Insecta; Lepidoptera; Pieridae.
UUUCUCGAAACUUUUCCCGGAGCGAGGAUCAUCAUACAAAGGAACAAAGAUAGACAGAAUAUUUAGUGAGAGAGUGCUUUAUUUGCAAAUGAAAGACAUAACGGGUACCAUUGCAAUAGGUCUAUAUGAGUAUUGUUACUGAGAACUGGUUGUGUGGUGCGCGCAUGCGCUCUUCCCAAGGACACGAACACUGGCUCAGUCGGUCGGAAUGCAUCGUCGCGGAUGCCUGGCUGAAUCCACACCUCGUUGAGCCAUGCGGAGUACCGCAGAGAUCGUCUCGUAAGACGUCCCGAGGACCGCAUGCCUGGUCCACCCGCCUCAUCAUCAGGCCGCAGAGCGACCUUAAGCGCCGAAGCCCCACGGUCCCUGCGGUUCAGCCUUGUGUGUGAAGAGUGGACAUGACUUGUUGGGAGAGUGUAGGAUUUCUAGGUCCUUGCGCGCUACUCGCGGGCUCGGCUCUAAGGGUGAGUUAAUGAGAAAAUUCAAGGCUGACUUCGCGAUACAACUUUACUAUUAACACGAAGGACAAAAAUAUUAAUCGAUGUUGUUCUAAAAAGUUCUACAAAAGCUUAUAUUUAAUUAUAGUUUCUCCCGUUUCAUGUGGUAAUUACUUUCGAUCUAGUAAACAACGUAUUAGGGUUGUUUUGAAAACAACACAAUAAUUACCUUAUCUUAAUUAUUUAUCCCGUUUCUUUGAUAAGAAACAUUUAAACCAUCGCACUUUCCAAUCAUAAUUCUGUGAGUUCAGUCAGUUUGUGUUCAAUACUGUUGAAGAUGGUGUCGGUAAUUUUACUUACAACUGAAGAAGUGCUACAAACUAAUAGUCACUGGGUAUGUUUGGACGCAAUGUGGAUGACCGAAGACUUGGAACCCUUCGAGGAAGUGAAGGCAGAACAUAUGUUUUCCAAACCGCUCACCAGAGAUGUUUACUACGCCAAAUAUCCAGACAUACCCAGGAGUGAGUCGGAAGACGAGAACUCCUACAGCGUGCACAGUUUUAGAAGGAAGCAUCAAGCCUGGAAGUCGAAAAUAAUAAUAAAAAAACUUGAAUCGCGAAGAAAUUCUACUCAAUCUGUUGCAAGCAACGCAGCAAGUACUUCUACUAGAGUUUCGUCAUUUGUCUAUAAUGAGAAUGAAAAGACCAAUUUGCAGAGUUCCCAAGAAAAAGAUGAAAAAAUUCGUGCCUUUUUACUUCGAUUGAUCGAAAGCGUGCCACCGCCGCCCCAAGACGAGGGUAGCACGUCUAUAGUACAAUCAAGCUCUCAAGACUUGAACGAUCUUGACUUACCGAGCUACGAUGAUUUUGCCAAGGAGAAAAUAUCGGAUGAGAAGCAGCUGCAAGGACCAAGUACGUCAACCAUGAAGCGACCAAAAUGCAAAGAACGUAUCAAUUUAAUACAGAGCGAUUCGGAUGGCUGGGAUACGUGGCAGGAAAGCAUAUAUGGAGUGUCUAGAAAAAAGGAUGCAUCUUUAGUUGGAUCGAAUCGCGAUAGUGACAUAUCGUGGGCGGAUGUUAUCAACAUGUGUGGUAUAGCUGACAGAGCGAACAGUGCGGAAUCAUUACACUAUGAGAAAAUAAUAAGUCAAUCCCACAUACGAAACUCAUUAUCGGCAAUAUCUCAGGAAAAUGACGUUGACUAUGAUAAAUUCGCGGAACAUAAAUUGGGAAUGUCAAUAAAGGCACCCGUUCCUGACUCUUCAUCGCUGCACAAUUUCAGUGAGAACGACAACUUGGCUCGAUCCGUUUUAAAUGAUUCAGAUUUCGGAACCCUGUAUCGUUUAGCUGCGUGGGACGAUCCGGCAGAUGAAGUUUGAACACUUAUUUGCUUUCAAUUAUUUUUG